CGCUAUUGACGAGCUUUGUUGUUCACUUCUUCAAUCCUAACUCGAACUACACCACCCAAUUGCUUUGCUUUUGCUUUGGCAUUUAAUCGCGACCAUGUCUACCGAUAAGAUCACCUUUCUCACCAACUGGCAUGCUACGCCCUACCACGCCCCGCUCUACCUAGCUCAGGCUAGAGGUUACUUCCAAGAAGAAGGCAUCAAAGUGGCCCUUCUCGAACCCAAUGACCCCUCCGAUGUCACUGAGAUCAUCGGGAGCGGCAAAGUCGAUUUGGGAUUCAAGGCCAUGAUUCAUACCCUGGCUGCUAAAGCUCGAAACUUCCCAGUUUUGUCAAUGGGGUCGCUUCUCGACGAACCUUUCACGGGAGUCGUAUAUCUCAAGGACAGCGGAAUUACAACGGACUUCCGCUCCCUGAAAGGAAAACGUAUCGGAUAUGUCGGAGAAUUCGGCAAGAUUCAAAUCGAUGAACUCACUAAGCACUACGGCAUGUCUGCUAGCGAUUAUACUGCCGUUCGCUGUGGCAUGAACGUCACCAAAGCCAUCAUCAAUGGCACUAUCGACGCCGGCAUUGGCCUGGAAAAUGUGCAAAUGGUUGAACUCGAAGAAUGGCUCGCGUCCCAGGGACGUCCCCGCGAUGAUGUGCAGAUGCUUCGCAUCGACGAGCUCGCCGAGCUCGGAUGUUGCUGCUUCUGUUCGAUCCUGUAUAUUGGAAACGAGUCCUUCAUCUCCCAAAACCCAGACAAGGUGCGGAAAUUCAUGCGGGCUGUCAAGAAGGCUACCGACUACGUUCUGGCAAACCCUGCCGCUGCUUACGAGGAAUACAUCGAUAUGAAACCGAUCAUGGCCACUCCUGUCAACCGUAAGAUUUUCGAACGCUCCUACGCGUAUUUCAGCAGGGACUUGAAGAAUGUGGCUCGUGACUGGGAGAAGGUUACCAACUACGGUAAGAGAUUGGAGAUCUUGGACGCCGGGUUCAAGCCGAAUUACACGAACGAGUUCUUGACGUGGGACCUGGACGCAGAGUCUGCUGAUCCCACCGGCGACCAGAAGAGAAUGUGUGCGUUGCAGAAGCAGGUUGCACGCGAAGGUGGAUUUAGGAGAGUGGAGGUUACUACCACUGCGUAGUCUGUGUCAGCAGAUUUCCGCAUUUCUAUUGUAGUAGGACUUUUCUCUCCUUAAUGUUCUCGGUCCUUACGGUGUAGAUCUACGAGUUGUCUAGUUAAGAAAUCGAAGAAGAGAGGAAAUUUGAGAAUAA
Coccidioides posadasii C735 delta SOWgp is the source of this 1253-nucleotide messenger RNA. Its product is annotated as glycylpeptide N-tetradecanoyltransferase. NCBI's taxonomy places the organism in Eukaryota, Fungi, Ascomycota, Eurotiomycetes, Onygenales, Onygenaceae. The record is from RefSeq and is a predicted model, not a curated record. Gene Ontology annotation, biological process: thiamine biosynthetic process.